GUGUGGUUCUUCGGCUACUUCUCCUCUGCCCCUGCUUCACGCGGAUUCCUAGGGGCUCGCCGGUAUCGUCGUGUUCCUUAGUCGAGCUGCUGCAUCUGCAUCUGGGGGGAGGGGGUUCUCGAUCCCACCCCGCAUUCGCAUUUCUCGUUCGGACAUCGCUAGUGAUUGGCCCCGUACGAUCGGCUCGUUCUCACAGAAAUUCUUUGCCUGCGUCGUUUCUCCUGGCAAGAAUCGUUACUUCAAACUUUUCGCCGGCUGCUUCCGGCACAUAAUUCCAUUUCCCUCCCGCCGACACCUUCGUAUCCCAACAUCCCCUCUCGGUAUCCCCUCUUUGCGCGCCCUUUCCAUCUGGGACCCUAUCCAUCCCUGGGAGCUCAACCGACCGUGUUGGCGUCUGCUUGGGGUAAUUCUUUUUCGCAGGCAAAGUUUUCCGGGGCGGGUCGAGCGUCUGGCCUAUCGGUAGACUUGAAUGAACCACCCUCUCGUUUACUAGAGGUACGCAACAGAUCGCCACUUUGCGGCCGCCCUGUUGCGCAUACCUACGAACCGACCCAGUCACAAACCUGCUCCUAAGCGUUGCAGAGUUGCGUCUAGAGACCAUGUCAAACCCGACGACGUUUUCGUAUGCCCAGGCCGCGAAAGGCCAGUCAACGGCCCAGUCCGUUGGAUCCCAGUCGAGCGUGGCUCAGAGCCAAGCGCCAUCCGUAACAAGCACACAGAGCCGAGAUGCUGUGGCCACCCCUAGUACGCGCACCCCCUCUGUCGCGGUUUCGACAACCUCGAAUGAGCUUGACGGCCCCCUAGGUACUCGAAGUUCGUCUACGAAGCGGGAACGCUCGAGUUUGGUCCACACCGACACGGGCAGCGCCCCAGCCACCGAGAAGGUGAUCGAAUCAUCCUCUCCCAGCGAGACCCGGAACGUUUCCGAGAAGACGCCGGAGGACCUCGUACCGAAAGGCGUCGAACGGCGAGGGCGAGCGCCAAAUCCCAGUUCGCAGGCGACGGAUGGCAAUGAUGGCAAAAAGAUUCGGAAAGGCAAGAAGGGCAAGGCAGCCGAGAAGGACGCAGACGAAGUCCAGGAUGAUGACAAGAACGAGAACAUCGUCCCGAAGGCGGAAUUGUCCGAGGCUCCGGUGCCGGCCGUGAACAUAUGGACGCAGAGAAAGGAGGCCAGAGCUGCCAAGGCUAAAGCAGCGCCUUUACCAGCCACCCCGCCACGCAGUUCAAACCACACUGCAAGAGGGCAGCACGAUGGUUCGUCAAAUACAACCUUCGCAGAUCAGAAGCAGAAGGCGCCUCAGAACGACGGGGCCGAUGUUACCACAGCUCAAAAUGGGUCCUUGCCUAGUGGUGUAAAGCCCUCGAGGAAAGAUUUUGAUCAGUCGCGCGGCAACAGCAAUCAAACUUCCCGUAGGACCAACCCCCGGAAUGCCAAGGCACAUGGUGGAGAGGAUCGACCCGCGUUUGAGGCCUUGGGUUCUGUCGUAAAUAACACAUCGUCAUGGCCGACACCUGAGACAGCGGUUAACGGCCUCAAGACCAAGACUCAACCCGAGAAACCUGAGAAGGAUGACAAGGAGGAGGCCGGCCCGAGCAAGCCUCGACAGAAGGAGAAGUGGGUGCAAAUUCUCUUUGUACCGAGCGUUAAUUUUGAAACGCCUAUACCGACGAGAAGCUCGCGAGGCGGCCGGGCCGGUGGCACCAGAGGCGGGCGAGAUUCCGCGACGAGAGGAGGCCAUGGAACUGGCACCCCAGGCUCGAGUGACCGCGCUGUAGAUCCUGCGACGGCAUCCUCUGGGGCAACACCGGCAGCGCCCACCUCCAAGCGCGUCUCGGCCGAUGUGAACACAUCUCGAGAUUCCCGAAGGCUCCAGGCUCCGAUGGGAUCCGGGAAAGCGUCCGGAGAGAAUCUAUCUGCGGCUCCGAAGACAGAUGCUUCGAAGCAGAGCCAGGCUGACCUGGUCAAUGGAACAACAAGCCAGAGUCUUUCCGCCCGCGCUUUGGGCUUGAGCCAGAAAGCUGACGAGGCUACGAGAGCGCCGCAGCCAGCGAGAGAGAAUGGGUUCCAAGGCACGAAAGAUGCCAAUGGCCAGGCGCAAAAUAAUGUAAACCGCAAUGACCGCACAAGAGGCUCCCGUGGUCGAGGGGGUCACCCCGCUAUGAACGGAGCCGCUCACCCGCAGACCCAAUAUGGCCAGAGUGUCAAUGGAUUCAGCUACCCGAGCGGCGCAUCCCAGAGGCAAGCCAGCCACGCAUACACCGGCGCCGGGUACCCGCCGAUGUCAUAUGGCGGCGCUUUCCCCCCACAGACGGCUGGAAAUCAUCACCGCAGCCGGCCCAGCUCGGGGAGCAACCGUCCUCAGGGUAACGGGGGACAUCGUUCUUCGAGGGCGACACCUUUCCCCAUGCCAGGUACGGGAUUCGACCCUGCGAUGUACGCCCACGGCAACGGCGCGUACCCUGGCUAUAACGACCCCGGACACAUACUACAGGUGGUGCUGUCACAGGUGGAGUAUUACUUCUCCAUCAACAAUCUUUGCAAGGAUUGGUACUUGAGGAAGUACAUGGACUCUCAAGGCUUUGUUCCCUUGAGUGUCAUCGCUUCAUUCAAGAGGAUGCAGGAGAUAGCGCAGGACUACCAGAUCGUUCGCAUUGCCUGCGAGCACUCUCCACACAUUGAAUUUGUCUGGACGGAUGAUGGGCAAGACAAAGUACGCCGUCGAGACAAGUGGGAGCCGUGGGUUCUUGAAAUGUCGGAGAGACACCCUACCGCUCAGAACGACGGACCAUCGAGUUGGCACCCAUUCAGCAGCCAGAUGGCGUAUUAUCCCCCGAUCAUGCCGUACGGGGGCGAGACGGCCCCGGCCUUUCCGCAAAUCGCGACGGAUUCCAACUUCGCUCCUUACGUGAAUGGUGCGAACCGCUCAACAUACGCCACACUCAACGGCGCCAACGGUCACCCCCGCUCCUCGGAGUCGCAGCUCUCUGCGGCAGUACCGGAAUUCUCCCCUACCGGAAACCCCAGUAUGAACUUUGCGAGCCAGCAAAUGGCGGUCCCGCAAGAUGCUGUCGGCAACGAACCCAGGUCGGGAAGCACCGGUAAGAAGACUGCUACCCCAUCUCCUCCGGAUCAGGCAGCGGGCCUACCGAACGGCCCUCAUCUGCCCGGUAACGUGGAGCAAGCUGCCCUCGGUGACGCGCCGUCUACGAACGGAGUCGCCAGCAGCCACACGACAGAGGGCUACUAACUCGGCUCCGCUUGCUCUCUCUAAAUGGACAGUGGGACUUGGUGGGAAAUCUUGAGUGCCGAUAGCACAAAUCCAUCGUUUCCACGAGCUACUUGAAGUUUUGCUUCGACCUCAGUAGCGCAACGAGUC
This is a messenger RNA of Durotheca rogersii, 3377 nucleotides long. RefSeq lists its product as uncharacterized. The transcript is spliced from 3 exons. The record is from RefSeq and is a predicted model, not a curated record. Lineage: Eukaryota; Fungi; Ascomycota; Sordariomycetes; Xylariales; Xylariaceae. Gene Ontology annotation, cellular component: cytoplasmic stress granule; cytosol. Gene Ontology annotation, molecular function: RNA binding. The coding region runs from base 600 to 3248 and encodes 882 amino acids. Gene Ontology annotation, biological process: positive regulation of translation.